GAAACCGACUCCAAGCUUUUUUUCUGUGUUUCUGUGUUAUUGUGUAUUAAAGACUGCGACUUUUUUCAAUAAGAAUGGUGUUGUGCUCGGCUUUUGGUUGCAAAAAUCGCAGUGAUAAUAAAGUGCCAGGAAUAACCAGGUUUCCUCUUAAAGAUCCAACAAGAAAUGGUAUGUGGCUGAAGAAUAUGCAUCUAGCUGACUGGUUUCCCACAAAAAAUAGUAGGAUCUGUUCAAAGCAUUUUGAAAUCCAUGCUUUUUACAAAGUUGGAAACAGAACCUCUCUUUUGGAUGAUGCAGUCCCUACAAUCUUUGAUGAACUUCCAAAACACCUACAGUCUAAGGUAACAAAGAGACCGCAUCCAAGAUCAAGACAGCUUAUUACACCUACAGCUUCGACAUCUAGGAAAAAUGAUCCUCCCCAAGAAGAUCCAGACACCCCCAGAAAGAAGCAUCUUAGAAGACAGCUUUUUGCAGAAAGGGUAAAGAGCCAAGAGAAAUCAAGAGAAAUAAAAGUUUUGAAUCAGCGGGUGAGAAGACUGAAAAGACAUAUUGUUUCUCUCAAACAAGUAGUGAAAGCCUUAAAACAAAAUAAUUUGGUAUCUUCUGAAAGCUCAGUUCUGCUUGAAAACAUGCCAGAAAUUACGAAGGAGUUACAAAAGCGUAAGUUGGGAAAAAAGCAUCAGUAUUCUCCAGAACUGCGGAAGUUUGCAAUUACUUUGUGUUUUUUCUCCCCAAGAGGAUAUGAUUAUGUACGAAAUGCUUUUGAAACCUGUUUACCCCAUAGAAGCACUAUAGGAAAAUGGUUUGAGACCAUUAAUGCUGAACCAGGUUUCUCUAGUGAGGCAAUUAAUGUUUUGAAGAAAAAUGUAGAAUAUUCGGAUAAGCCUGUACUAUUAAGUCUCAUUAUAGAUGAGAUGUCCAUUCGGAAGCAUCUUGAAUGGGAUGGUAGAAAAUUUCAUGGAUAUGUCAAUUAUGGCAUUGAUUUAGAAGAUGAUUCUAACAUAAUGACCAAAGAGGUAUUUGUUAUGAUGAUUGUUAACAUUAAUGGAACUUGGAAGCUACCACUUGGCUAUUUCCUUUGCAUACAAUUAGUUUCUGCUACAGGAGCACGAGUUGUAUCGCUUACAUUUGAUGGUGCUCCUUCAAAUAUUGCAAUGGCAAAUACUUUGGGAACCAAUAAUUCUUAUGACUCAUUAAAAACACAUUUUUCUUUAGAUGGUGACAACAUUUAUGUUUUUUAUGAUCCAAGUCAUAUGAUAAAAUUAAUAAGAAAUGCUUUUGGGGAAAGAAAACUACUAAUAGAUGACAAUGGGAAUUUCAUUAAGUGGGAAUUUAUAGAAAAACUGGAAAAACUUCAAGAAUCCGAAGGACUUCAUUUAGGAAACAAGCUGCGAAAAGCCCAUUUAAAUUUCUUUAAACAGAAAAUGAAGGUAAGAUUGGCAGGGCAAUUAUUAAGUGCUUCUGUAGCAGAUGCGCUUUGUUAUUGUGAAAAACAAUUGAACUUGGAGGAAUUUAAAGAGUGUCAGGCUACUGCUAAAUUUAUUAAUAUUAUAAAUAAUUAUUUUGACAUUUUAAAUAGUAGAUCUUUGAUUCCUCCAGGUUACAAAAAGUCUAUGCAUUCGAAAUAUAGAUUCAACAAAAACCUUCAUUGA
Molecule: messenger RNA, 1652 nt
Organism: Acanthoscelides obtectus
Lineage: Eukaryota; Metazoa; Arthropoda; Insecta; Coleoptera; Chrysomelidae
Source: the annotation of a GenBank genome assembly